Messenger RNA from Elgaria multicarinata webbii, 9134 nucleotides. RefSeq names its product homeodomain interacting protein kinase 1 (gene HIPK1). The transcript is spliced from 16 exons. Bases 168 to 3785 code for a protein of 1205 amino acids. The record is from RefSeq and is a predicted model, not a curated record. Gene Ontology annotation, biological process: peptidyl-threonine phosphorylation; smoothened signaling pathway; intrinsic apoptotic signaling pathway in response to DNA damage by p53 class mediator. Gene Ontology annotation, cellular component: nucleus; cytoplasm; PML body. NCBI's taxonomy places the organism in Eukaryota, Metazoa, Chordata, Lepidosauria, Squamata, Anguidae. Gene Ontology annotation, molecular function: protein tyrosine kinase activity; ATP binding; protein serine/threonine kinase activity.
CGGCCUGGGGGCUGCCCGUGGGCUGGCCGGCUCGAGAGGGCCGCGGCGGCCGCGCUCCCCCUUGCCCGGGCCGGCCCCGUAUUCCGGGGCUAGGAUGCGCCCGCUCGUCCCCCGGCAGGCAGCUCCCGGCCCGGCCCGUGGCUGAGACACCCCCAACGGCGGCGAGUAUGGCCUCACAGCUGCAGGUGUUCUCCCCUCCAUCUGUAUCUUCGAGUGCCUUCUGCAGUGCCAAGAAACUGAAAGUGGAGCCCUCUAGCUGGGAUGUUUCAGGACAGAGUAACAGUGACGAGUAUUACAGUCACAGCAAAAAUCUCCCAGGUGCUCAAGGGCCAGCAAGUUCCUCUCACCAGGUAGCAAACUUCAGCAUCCCUGCUUAUGAUCAGAGCCUCCUUCUUCCUGCUCCUUCAGUUGAGCACAUUGUGGUUACAGCAGCAGACAGCACAGGCAGCGGUGGAACAACAUCCUUUCAAAACAGCCAGGCCCUGACACACAGGGCUAACAUUGCUUUGCUGGAGCCGUAUAAAAAAUGUGGAUUAAAAAGGAAAAGUGAGGAGGUAGACAGCAACGGUAGCGUGCAAAUAAUUGAGGAACAUCCACCUCUCAUGCUGCAAAACAGACCUGCGGUGGGUGCUGCGGCCACUACCACCACUGUAACAACCAAAAGCAGUAGUUCCAGUGGUGAAGGGGAUUACCAGCUGGUCCAACAUGAAAUUCUUUGUUCCAUGACAAACAGCUAUGAAGUCCUGGAGUUCUUGGGCCGAGGGACCUUUGGGCAAGUGGCAAAAUGCUGGAAGCGCAGCACAAAAGAGAUCGUAGCUAUCAAAAUCCUGAAAAACCACCCUUCUUAUGCCAGGCAGGGGCAAAUCGAAGUGAGCAUCCUCUCUCGGCUGAGUAGUGAAAAUGCUGACGAGUAUAACUUUGUCCGUUCUUACGAGUGCUUUCAACACAAAAACCACACAUGUCUGGUGUUUGAGAUGCUGGAGCAAAACCUGUACGACUUCUUAAAACAAAAUAAAUUUAGCCCCUUGCCUCUGAAAUAUAUUCGGCCGAUUUUGCAACAGGUGGCCACUGCCUUGAUGAAACUGAAAAGCCUGGGUUUAAUACAUGCUGACCUAAAGCCUGAGAACAUCAUGCUGGUUGAUCCCGUGCGCCAGCCAUACAGGGUGAAGGUCAUUGACUUUGGCUCUGCUAGUCAUGUGUCGAAAGCGGUGUGUUCCACUUACUUGCAAUCACGCUAUUAUAGAGCCCCUGAAAUUAUCCUGGGUUUGCCAUUUUGUGAAGCUAUUGAUAUGUGGUCACUGGGCUGUGUGAUAGCUGAGCUGUUUCUCGGUUGGCCUCUGUACCCGGGAGCUUCAGAAUAUGACCAGAUUCGUUACAUUUCACAAACUCAAGGACUUCCAGCAGAGUAUCUUCUGAGUGCAGGAACGAAAACAAGCAGGUUUUUUAACAGAGACCCAAACUUGGGAUAUCCACUGUGGAGGCUAAAGACUCCAGAAGAACAUGAGUUGGAAACAGGAAUAAAAUCAAAGGAGGCUCGGAAAUACAUUUUCAACUGUUUGGAUGACAUGGCGCAAGUAAAUAUGUCUACAGACUUGGAGGGAACAGAUAUGUUGGCAGAGAAGGCUGACCGAAGAGAAUACAUUGAUUUGUUGAAGAAAAUGUUGACAAUUGAUGCAGAUAAGAGAAUUACUCCGCUGAAGACUUUGAACCAUCCGUUUGUGACAAUGAACCAUCUACUGGAUUUCCCACACAGCAACCAUGUGAAAUCCUGCUUUCAGAACAUGGAGAUUUGCAAGCGAAGAGUUAAUAUGUAUGACACAGUUAAUCAAAUAAAGAGCCCAUUCACAACACAUGUCGCACCGAACACAAGCACAAACCUCACCAUGAGUUUCAACAACCAACUCAAUACUGUGCACCAUCAGGCCAGCGUUUUGGCUUCCAAUUCUACAGCUGCUGCUACUCUAUCUCUGGCAAAUUCGGAUGUUUCACUGCUGAAUUAUCAGUCUGCCCUGUACCCAUCAUCUGCAGCGCCAGUUGCUGGUGUGGCACAACAGAGUGUUUCCUUACAGCCUGGAACAACACAGAUCUGCACUCAGACAGACCCAUUUCAGCAAACCUUCAUUGUGUGUCCUCCUGCCUUUCAAACUGGUCUUCAGGCAACCACAAAGCAUUCUGGGUUCCCUGUAAGGAUGGACAAUGCUGUUCCAAUUGUGCCACAGGCACCAGCAGCUCAGCCAUUACAGAUCCAGUCAGGAGUACUCACGCAGGGAAGCUGUACACCACUAAUGGUAGCAACUCUUCAUCCUCAAGUAGCCACCAUCACGCCGCAGUAUGCGGUGCCCUUUACUCUGAACUGCGCAGCCGGCCGGCCAGCGCUAGUAGAACAGACGGCUGCAGUACUGCAGGCCUGGCCUGGAGGGACCCAGCAGAUCCUGUUGCCUUCUACCUGGCAACAAAUUCCGGGGGUUGCAUUACACAAUUCUGUGCAGCCUACAGCUGUGAUUCCAGAGACAAUUGGUAGCAACCAGCAGUUAGCUGACUGGAGAAAUGCCCAUUCACAUGGAAAUCAGUACAGCACGAUCAUGCAGCAGCCAUCAUUGCUGACCAACCAUGUGACUCUGGCUACAACCCAGCCUUUGAAUGUUGGAGUGGCACAUGUCGUGAGGCAGCAGCAAAAUAAUGCCGUGCCAGCAAAGAAGAACAAACAGCCAUCCCAUAGUGCCACAAAGCACGCAUCAACAUUGGAGGCCAUUCCAUCACAAGUCUACUCUCUAAUUGGGAGCAGCCCUCUGCGUGCCACAUCUUCUUCCUCCAAUGCUCUCCUUCCGGGGCAAGAGCAGCAUCAACCUAUUGUUAUUCCAGACACUCCCAGCCCCCCAGUCAGUGUAAUCACCAUCCGCAGUGACACUGAUGAAGAGGAGGACAACAAAUACAAGCCUGGAAGCUUGGGCAUGAAGCAGAGAUCGAAUGUCAUCAGCUAUGUUACUGUUAAUGACUCCCCUGAUUCAGACUCCUCACUGAACAGUCCCUAUGCAUCGAAUGCGCUUUCCACGCUCAGGAGCUCUGGGGGCGCACUGGAGCCAAGCAGAGGGGCAGCUGAAAGCUCCAGCUCCCGUACCAUUAUUGUGCCUCUGAAAACACAGCUCAGUGACUGUAUUGUCGCUACCCAGGCCUCAGGUGUCCUGAGUAGUCUGAGCAAGGCCAAGCCUGUGGCAUCUGUAAGUGGGCAAACAUCAGGGUGCUGUAUCACGCCAACAGGAUACCGGCAACACCGGGUGGUGACAAAUGGUGUACAGCCGCUCAACCUUAGCCAGAACCAGCAAGCAACUGUAUUGGCCUCACAGGAGAGAAGUGGAAACCCAGCUCCACGCCGACAGCAGGCCUACGUCGCUCCCCUGCCAACAACAAUCGCUCAGGCUCCCUACACAUUCCAGCACAGCAGCCCAGUGCACCCCCACUUGGCAGCAGCAACAGCGAGCCAGCCCCACAUGUAUACCUACGCACCAACUACUGCUGCCACACUGGGCUCCACCAACUCCAUUGCUCAUCUCUUUUCCCCUCAGGGCUCCUCCAGGCACACCACAUACACAACCCAUCCAAGCACUCUCGUGCACCAGGUCCCUGUCAGUGUGGGACCCAGCUUGCUAACCUCUGCCAAUGUAGCACCUGCUCAGUAUCAACAUCAGUUUGCCACCCAGUCCUACAUUGGUGCUUCCAGAGGAUCUGCUAUUUACACUGGAUACCCACUGAGCCCGACCAAGAUUAAUCAGUACUCUUACUUGUAGUUCUUGGGGCAGGGAUUGACGGUAAUCAUUCCCAGCUUGAUCAUCGGAGUGGAGAGAUCUGCAGUUGGUUUUGCAAUAUUCUAACAGCUCUACAACAGGAACCUCUGUGGAAUCAGCGGAGGAUAAUGGGGGCCACCUCCCUCUUAUUAACAAUUCUCUUUAUGGUCUCCAGAGUCUGGUUGUACUGUUGGAGGAGGCCUGGUGUGUGUGGGAAGCUCAGGUAAUGACUGGGCUGAAUCUUUUGGAUCAUAUUUUCAUUCAGAUUUUACAGUUAAUUUUUAUGGAUGCUUUAAAAACAACAACUAAGGCCUGAAGCCCAUUUUAUUUAAAACUAUUGUUACGUUAAUCAGAGGAGAAAAGGAAAUCAAGGACUUUUUGAAAAGGCUGGUGGUUUUUUUAAAAAAACUCUUAUACUUACCUAGUACUUGUUUAAAUUAUUUUAGCAGCUUGCACAAAUCCAUAUUGCCACUAAAAAUGCACAUUUAACUCUAGGUUGCUAGGGCAGAUUUAUAAACUUGAGUUAGUAUUUUAAAGUUAAUUUUGUAAUUCACAUUCUUGAUAGGCAAUAGCUGAAUUCUGCAAAAGCAGUUAUUCUCCCCCUUCUCUCUGUGUAGUUUUAAUACUUUCUGUUCACUAAAGCUAGUGUAGCAAUUUGUUUUGUUCACAGUUCCCAUUUAAACUAUGAAUCUUUUUUUGUAAUGUGUGAAUCUCCAAAAUGAAGUUGAGAGGGUUUUGUUUGUUUUUAUAAUUGCAGAAGCAAUUAAUACGAGAUCACAAGCUAUAUUAUGGUUUGACUGUUUUGUCGGAAAGCUUGUGUUCUCAGCUGAAAAUGCAUAGGCCUGCAUUAUUCUUUUGAGGGCAGAAGCCCCUGGGGACUUCAUCUGAUGAGGCCUCACUGAAAUGAGUAGGAGAUAGACAUCACCUGUUUGUUUCCACAGACUUCAUCAGUAGCUCAGGCCUCUAGAUUAUACCCUUUCAGUUUCAUUUUUUAAAAUAAAAUUUGGAGCUGGAUUCCUUUCCCAGAAAUGCAGGGACCUCUUUCCCAUCAUGAUUUUUCUUGCCUGGUCCAUUUAGCUGAGGAAUCCAAAAUUCGCCAAAACAGCAAUCUACUGAGAUGUACAACUUUUUAUACUCCUGCAAGCAUAUCCCUCUGGGACCUUGUUGGCAGAAAACUUUAAAGCGCUCUUAUUAAGACUUGUAUACAGUAAGUGCAUGUAGGAAUUGCAAAAACAUGUCACACAAAUUGCAGAUUUUAAAGGUUUAUUACUGAAUUUAAAACUAUUUUAGAAGUUUUGUAAUGGUGGUGUUUUAAUAUUUUACAGAAAAUGAAAUAUGUACAUAUUGAUUAGAACAAAGUAUAACAAGCAAAAUUUCCUGCUAAUCCCAAAUGUCCUGUCUUUGUAAUCAAAACGUGUAGUGAUUAUACUUGAACUCUGUACUUAGUGUUUGUCUAACUCUUAAAUGUUUCUGGGGAUGAAAUCGAUCUAUUCCUUUGUAUUUAAACCAAAAUGAGUUGAUACGUGUUGGAAUGUAUGUGAAAUAAUGCAAUCGUCUAGAGCUCAUCACUGUAGCACUGAGAAAAAAAAUGGAGCCGCAUGAGAGACAAGGAUACCUUCUGAUUUGUUUUGCACAGGUAUGUGUGACUGGUGUGUCUCCCCCCUCCCCCAAAUAUUGUAGUGCCUUAAAUGAUUAUGUAGUGUGACUAGAGUUUACAGUGAGCUUGCCUUAUGAUGGACCAGCAAGCCCCUCCGCUCUCCGUCAAGCUGAAGCAAUUCAUUGAGCAUAUCCAACUGAGGAUAGAAAUAAGUGGCAAAAAUAAGUUGCUUUAAAUUUCAAUGCCAACAUAAAUGGAGCUAUGAGUAUGAUCCAGCCAAAGUUGAGUACUUUUAAACUAGAAAGUUAAGGAUAUCCUAACUUGCUCCCAUUGACAUUGAUGGCUCAAAUUGGAUAUCAAGCCAAACCCUAGUUUGUGCUCACCAUUGACCCGGUUCACAUGUCACUGGCAAUCAUGUGUUAAUUAAUUAACCCAUGUUUUGCCAAUAUUAUGUGCAAAAAGGGCCAUUGUUUAAAACUUGGAUCAUGGAUUUAGUUUCCACAGCCAAACAAUGGCGUAGAGCUAUUUAUCUGCUUUUGUUUUCUGUUCUCUGAGCUUUCAGAUUCAUGUAUUUGUAAGUUCCCUCCUCCAUGGUACAGUUGCCUCAGGAGGCAGAGAGAUCACCAUAACUUAUGGUUUGUUGAUUCAAACAACAUGCCAACCAUAGCUAGCACAAGCCAUGGCUUGCAAACAUACUUCAAAUCAUUCUCUGAUUUUCUGGCCACUUAUAAGCCAUGGUUUGUCAAUGCAAACAUCAUGACAAACAUUAGUUAAUCUUCCUUAACCCUGGCUUGGUGUGAUGUCUGAAUUGAGCCAAUGAGACCUAAACGUACUUCAGUUUAGCUGGAUUGUGUCCUAGGUGUUUUAUUUGGAGUAAAGCUUCCCCCCAUCCCUCAAAAUGUAACCUAUACUAUUUGCUGUCAGUGCAUCUUUAAUAGGGUAUUGUGCUGGGAAUGCAUUGGGAAAUUUAUCUGAUGUUGCAGAGGUGAUUAAGCACGUGCAAUUACUUUUCCUUAGAUUAUAUUGUAACAGUAUCUCCCUACCCCACCCCCUUGUGUGUAGCAGAUAAUCCUUGUAAAAUAUUACUAGUUUGGUGUUAAGAACUUUUUAUACCAAAGAGAGCCUGCUGGAAAGCACAUAAUAUUCUGAAGUUUUAUUUAACACCACUAGUAAUGUGGCGCUUUUGGGAAGGGUUGACAGCUGUAGCACUUGGUGUUGUGAGGAAAUGCACACUUUACCUGGCCUGCUGAUGGUGUGCUUUUAAAUCACAUUUGAUUUCAUGGAUUCUAUCAAACUACUGUUCGUUUCACCACUGCCAUUAUGCAGAGAAUGAUCUUGGCCAAAUGGAGAAUAAACUGGCUUGGAGAGUGAUAUUGCUACAGCAAUAAAAGGCUUUGACAGCCUUGAAAACCCCAGUUUGUAUUCUGUCCAGUCUGGAUCAUAAGAUUAUUUUUGGUACAUUACAAAGAAUUCAGAAAUGUCAAAUUCAUUUCUGAAUCAUGCAUAAUAGCAUGCUGUAGCCUAGCCCAAAUGUGAACACUUAUAAAAUAAUAUAGGGCAAUAACCCUGAACCUAUUGAAGCUAGGAUAGGGGCUUUGCUAAUACUUUCAGUGAGGACAAGAUCUGAGUGAUCUUAAAGCCACUUAUCCCAAAUAGGACUAAGUAAUUUGUGGACAACAAGCCUUCCCGGUUCCCUUACAAUGAGGAAUCUGUUGUCUGGGGCAAUAGAGGAGAGUGGUUGGUGAACACCGUGACUAACCGUGAACUUUUCAUUCUACUGUACUCUUGCUCUGUUGCUUUAUAUGUUUUUUUUCCUUGAUGUGAAGAUAACAAAGGAAUUUCAGUUCUUUACAUUAUUGGUGUCAACAACGCUUUCUAUUGCUGUAAUGGUUUUCUGCUUAGUGUCAAGCCCAGUUUAAGUUUUUCCUCCCCAAAUUCUAUGGCCUGUAUGCCAGUCCAACCUACAGAAAUUCUGAAAGCGUUUUUUACCCAAUUCCAAAAGUAGGGCAUUUCCAGUAUAGACAAGACUCCCAGUUAAUCUGUUGGGAGAAAAAUGCAAAAUAUUGGCUUAAAUAUUCUGGCCUCCAAAGUAACACAGGAAAUGUUUUUCCAAGAUGCAAAACACUUCGUUUACCUAAAGUGUAAUUAGAGCCCAGGAGUUUUAAGUGAAACAAACCAUUUCCAAAAGAUGUUUCUCCAAAGGUCUAGGUUCUGGUCAUCUCAGUGAUUUGUCCCAUAGAUCAGAUACCUUUUAGCUCUGGAACUAGCCAAGCAUGUACUUAUGGUUCUGCCCUACUAAAGCCCCAUUCUCCGAAAGAGCAGAUGAAGUGGCAAAUGUAUGCCUGGACUCUUGUUGCUUCUGUUUGCAGGUAGGGCCUCAUGUGAUGGAAUGUCUCCCCACCCCAUCCCGCACACAAAAAGGAUCCAUUGUACAUAGGAAACUAGAAUGUCUAGAAACAUUGUACCAUUUUUUGUAGAAAGGAGGGUACAAGUCAAAUGAAUAAAUAAAUAAAAUUCUUCUAAUGGUGAGUUUUUCGUUGUGCAAGGAUUUUGUUUGGUGGAACAUUCAGUCAUGUGAGCCUCUGGUUUCAUGGUGUGGUUAUGAUACACAUUUGCCACUUCAUACGUUCUUUUGUGGGGCCUUAGGACUUAAUAGGGCCUAGGGCUUUUCUCCCACUGCAUAUCCAGCCUGCCUCACUGUGGAUGGAAAGAUGUAAGAUGAUAAGUAGGCUGCACAGCUCUGCAGCAUCUCUGAAUGAUUUUGUCCACAAAACUUAACAUAUUUCAAAAACAAAUCUUUCCGAAUCAAUUUGAAUCUCCAUAGCAUGCUGAGGCUGUGUUUUUGCAUGCAGCUGAAUGUGUGCACAAGUCCUAUUGAAAUUUGUGGGACUUACACGUAUGCAGCUGUGUUCAGUUCUGCAGCCUGAGUUUGCAGUAAACCUGCCUUUUUGUAAUGAUGAGAGAAUAUAUGUUUUAUCUAGUCACUCCUGUGAUUAGUUAAUCCAAUUAUUUAAUGUCCCUGAUAGCUGAACGCUCACCUCACAGCUGUUGAUACUCCACUGCAAAAGCAACUUCAGAGCUUUACUGCUUGCACAUAGUUGACCAGUGCAGUACUAUACCUCUGACUCAAUUAAAACAAAUAAAUACAUGGAAUUUAAAUUGCUUCUAGGUGACUGGGAUUGGCACAACCCUGCUUUCUUAUUUUAAUUUUUAACUUAUGAAUGGUGCCGCAUGUUGACAUAGUUGUUUGUUUGUUGCUAAACUUUAUAUAAUGUGUGAUUUCAGAUUCAGCUUGAACUAUUAUCUAACUCACUACAUGUAGCAGUGCAUUAUAUGUAAUGUUAGUAUUUCUGCUUGAAUCCUUGAUAUUGCAAUGGAAUUCCUACUUUAUUAAAUGUAUUUGAUAUGCUAGUUUACUGUGUAGAAUUUAACUUUUUUCUGGUUGUGCUCUUCCUUUUUACAAGCCGCUAGAUAAAGGUAGUUUCUGACAAUUACUGAUCUAUGUUUGUAUUGCCAAUGUACUUAGGGGGUAAUGUAAAAAUCAUUUUAACAAAAGGAAAUACAGAUAUUUAAAAAAAUUUAAUACUAACUAUAUGGGGAAAGGGUCCAUUGUGAAAACAUAGUUUAUCUUUGGAUUCAAUGUUUGUCUUUGGUUUUACAAAGUAGCUUGUAUUUUAAGUAUUUUCUACAUAAUAUGGUAAAAAUGUAGAACAAUUGCAAUGCAUCAAUAAAAAGGGUUAAUUUUCUGUACUCUA